Drosophila willistoni is the source of this 714-nucleotide messenger RNA. RefSeq lists its product as uncharacterized. NCBI's taxonomy places the organism in Eukaryota, Metazoa, Arthropoda, Insecta, Diptera, Drosophilidae. The record is from RefSeq and is a predicted model, not a curated record. Gene Ontology annotation, biological process: positive regulation of cytoplasmic translation. The transcript is spliced from 2 exons. Bases 114 to 548 code for a protein of 144 amino acids. Gene Ontology annotation, cellular component: cytoplasm. Gene Ontology annotation, molecular function: translation regulator activity; zinc ion binding; single-stranded RNA binding.
AAGCGAACCCAACUCGUUUGAUCGAACCGUUCGAACAGCUGUGCGAACAUUUAAUUUUGUCGUUUGGUCAAACAAGUUCGAAGGCAACCUUGCGACGAAAUUUCGAGCAGCGGAUGUGGCAACGCCAGGAAAAGUUUGCCACUUAUUUCGAAGCGAAGAUGACUUUAGCAGAAAAUAUAAAUUUGGAUACAGAGGAGCUGUUGGAGCAUCUGAUUGAAGGCAUCUCGUCAGAUAUUUUGCGUGAUCAGGCACGCAUACGAUGUUUUACGGAUCCGAUGGAGUUGCUUAAGGCGCUUACCAAUAUCCAGUUGCCGAAUGUGAAAUCGACAGCUGAUUGGGUGAAACCACCAAUCGUUAAGAAGAGCGCUGAUGGAAAGGAAUGGUGCUGUUAUAAUUGCAACGCACGAGGACACAUUGCCAAGGAUUGCGGUAAACCAAAGAGACCACCCGGUUCGUGUUAUGGAUGUGGCGUUGAUGGUCACUUCAUUGCCCAAUGCCCAAAGAGAAAAGUGCGCCGAGGAGACGACGAUGACUAUAAUGCCUCAUAGACUCAGGAAGCAGUACAUCAAUAAUUAAAAAAUCAAAGGUGCCGGCUGGAAUUUGCCUACAUCCUGUUUUGAAGUCAUAUUUUGGAGUAAAUAAAAGUCCAUUGAGAAUACAUGGCAAAAUUUUCUGUUUCAUAAUUAAAAAUAAAGUAAAAAUUAAUUUUGAGUU